ACUUGGAUCACAAAGAUCAUAACAAAACCCCACUUUGUAGUGAGGCUGGGGGGAGAAACAAUGGGGUCUCUAAUGGCCUCUGCCACUUUGACUCUUGUAUUGGCAAUAGUGUCUCUAAGCUUGCCGUCUCAAAUUUCAGCUCAUAACUACUUGUACUCAUCACCUCCACCACCCAAGAAGUACCCACCGGUGUCUCCUCCAUACCACUAUCCUUCACCACCUCCACCACCAAAGAAGCCAUAUUAUUACCACUCUCCACCACCACCUUCUCCUCCACCACCAAAGAAGCCAUACUACUAUCACUCUCCUCCUCCACCUUCACCUCCUCCUCCUAAGAAGCCAUAUUACUAUCAUUCUCCUCCCCCACCUUCACCUCCCCCACCAAAGAAACCAUAUUACUAUCAUUCUCCUCCUCCACCAAAGAAGCCAUAUUACUACCACUCUCCACCCCCACCUUCACCUCCCCCACCUUACAAGAAGCCAUACUACUAUCACUCUCCACCUCCACCUUCACCUCCUCCACCAAAGAAGCCAUACUAUUACCAUUCCCCACCCCCACCACCUAAGAAGCCAUAUUACUACCACUCUCCACCCCCACCUUCACCUCCCCCACCUUACAAGAAGCCAUACUACUACCACUCUCCCCCACCACCUUCACCACCACCACCAAAGAAGCCGUACUACUACCACUCACCACCCCCUCCUUCACCUCCUCCACCUAAGCCAUACUACUACCACUCACCACCACCCCCACCAAAGAAAAAACCAUACUACUACCACUCUCCACCACCACCUCCUCCAAAAAAGCCAUACUAUUACCACUCCCCACCACCUCCUCCUAAGAAGCCCUACAAGUACCCAUCUCCCCCACCUCCAGUGCACCCUUACCCUCACCCUCACCCACACCCACACCCUCACCCUCACCCUCACCCUCACCCUCCCUAUGUCUACCACUCUCCUCCACCACCUCCUAAGAAGCCAUACUACUACCAUUCUCCACCACCUCCAGUCCACCACCACCCUUACCCCCAUCUUCACCCCCACCCACACCCUCAUCCUCCACCACCUCCUAAGAAGCCAUACUACUAUCAUUCUCCACCACCUCCAGUCCACCCCCACCCUUACCCCCAUCCUCACCCCCACCCACACCCUUACCCCCAUCCUCACCCCCACCCACACCCUCAUCCUCCUUACGUUUACCACUCUCCUCCUCCACCCCCUAAGAAGCCCUACAAGUACCCUUCACCCCCACCACCAGUUCACCCUCCCUACAUUCCACACCCAGUUUACCACUCUCCUCCACCACCACCUUACAAGAAGCCUUACAUCUAUGCAUCACCUCCCCCUCCUUACCACUAUUAGCAUACCUCUUAUCGAUAUGAAGAAUAUGUGCAACGAAUAAAAGAAAGCGAUGGAAAGCGCUUCGCGAUGCACGAAAGAGAAGAAAUGGAAGCAAAGUUUCCGCGUUUUGUCUUUCAUAAAAAAAAUGUUAAAUUAUUAUUUUCUAUGAUAGGAUUGGUUUCUUGUCUUUUUUCUCUUGUUUAAGAAUUUCGGUGUAUUUUAACAGUUGUAAAGCACUCUGCGCUCUCUCUGCAUGAUCAUGUACAACUACAAGCAUGCUCUCUGUAGUUUUCAACCUGCUGCGCUUGCAGGGGUUGUAAAACUAAUCAAUAUAAUUAAAUAAAUUACAUUCUGUCUCUCUCAA
Glycine soja is the source of this 1705-nucleotide messenger RNA. RefSeq names its product extensin-like. The transcript has 2 exons. Lineage: Eukaryota; Viridiplantae; Streptophyta; Magnoliopsida; Fabales; Fabaceae. Bases 61 to 1362 code for a protein of 433 amino acids. The record is from RefSeq and is a predicted model, not a curated record.